Molecule: messenger RNA, 939 nt
Organism: Fukomys damarensis (Damara mole-rat)
Lineage: Eukaryota; Metazoa; Chordata; Mammalia; Rodentia; Bathyergidae
Product: olfactory receptor 5W2
Exons: 1
Coding region: 7-939 (310 amino acids)
Biological process (GO): sensory perception of smell; G protein-coupled receptor signaling pathway
Cellular component (GO): membrane
Molecular function (GO): olfactory receptor activity; odorant binding; G protein-coupled receptor activity
Source: RefSeq, a predicted model, not a curated record
AAGGGAAUGGACAGAGGAAACUGCUCCUCCUUGAGAGAAUUUAUUUUCCUGGGAAUCACUAAUAACGCUGAUAUGAAAGUGACCCUUUUCACCGUGUUUCUACUUGUUUACCUCAUUAAUUUCCUGGGGAACACUGGGAUGAUCAUAUUAAUUAGAAUGGAUUCCAGCCUUCACACACCCAUGUACUUUUUCCUCAGCAACCUCUCUUUCUCUGAUCUCUGCUGCUCCACUGCAGUUGGCCCCAAGAUGCUGGUGGACCUGCUCGCCAACAACAAAUCCAUUUCCUUUGUUGGCUGUGCUCUGCAGUUCUUCACCUUAAUCAUGUUUGUGGACUCGGAGUGCAUGCUGCUGGCGGUGAUGGCCUUUGACCGGUACAAGGCCAUCAGCAGCCCCCUGCUGUACACGGCCCACAUGUCCACCAAGGUGUGUUCACGGUUCCAGUCUUGGAUUUACCUGGUGGCACUGGCAGAUGCUUUGAUAAACACAGUACUCGCCUUCCGCCUGUGUUUCUGUGGGUCUAAUGAGAUGAAUCAUUUCUUCUGUGAUGCCCCUGCUCUCCUUUUGCUGUCUUGCUCAGAGACACAGGUCAAUGAAUGGGUGAUAUUUAUCAUUUUUGGGUUCAUUGAACUGAGCACCAUCUCAGGAGUCCUCAUCUCCUAUUGCUACAUCAUCUUAUCCGUCUUAAAGAUCCGCUCUGCCGAGGGGAGGUUCAAAGCUUUCUCCACCUGCACCUCCCACCUCACUGCAGUCGCCAUUUUCCAGGGAACCAUGCUCUUCAUGUACUUCCGGCCCAGUUCUUCCUAUUCCUUGGAUCAGGACAAAAUGACCUCACUGUUUUACACCCUGGUGAGUCCCAUGCUGAACCCGCUGAUUUACAGCCUGCGGAACAAGGACGUGAAGGAGGCUGUGCAAAAGCUCAGAAGUAAAAGGUGGUUUUGA